AUGCUAGCUCAGGAAAUUAUCCACCAAAUUAAGAAACCCAAUGUUGGAAGUAAUGUCAUCAUUAAACUUGAUAUGGCAAAAGCAUAUGACAGGGUCUCUUGGUCCUACAUUUGCUUGGUGCUAAGGAAAAUAGGUUUUGAAGAGAGGUUCAUUGAUAUGGCUUGGAGAAUAAUGGCAAACAACUGGUAUUCUAUCAUUGUCAAUGGUAAUAAACAUGGCAUCUUUCACUCUACAAGAGGUCUCAAACAAGGUGACCCCUUAUCCCCUGCCCUAUUUAUUUUAGGUGCAGAAGUGUUAUUCAGGUCCCUUAACAGGCUACAUGCUCAUCCGGAUUAUCAUGGGUUCUUCAUGGAAAGGAGGGGGCCUCAAGUAAAUCAUUUAAGCUUUGCAGAUGACAUUAUUCUCUUCACCUCUGGAAGGCACAAAACGUUGAAGCUUUUAAUGAAAACCUUAAAGGAUUAUAAUGAGACUUCUGGACAACUCAUCAAUGAAGAUAAGAGUCAUUUCAUGCUUCAUUCCAAUGCAUUCACCAGCACAAGAGAUAGAAUUAAAAGAAUCACUGUCUUCAAGCAGAGACAAGGCCCCCUUACUUACCUAGGCUGCCCUUUAUUUGUUGGUAGGCCUUGGAUUGUUUACUUUUCUGAUCUGGUUAACAAGGUUGUGUGCAGGAUUAUAGGAUGGCAAACCAAACAACUUAGUUAUGGAGGAAAAGAAGUGCUCACCAAGCAUGUGCUACAGGCAAUACCCAUUCACUUACUAUCUGCAGUAACUCCCCCAGCCUCAGUGCUUAAACAGAUCCAAAGAUUAAUUGCAGACUUUUUUUGGGGAUGGAAGAAUGGGAGGAAGAUAUAUCACUGGGCAUCAUGGAAGAACCUUGCCUUUCCAUAUGAGGAGGGGGUAGGAAUGAAAAGCUUGCAAGAUAUUUGUAAGGCUUUCCAAUUCAAACAGUGGUGGAUCUUCAGAGCCAAACAAACCCUAUGGGGUGAUUUUUUGAAAGCUAAAUAUUGCCAAAGAGCCAAUGUUGUCUGCGAAAAAUGGGAUAAUAGAGGAUCCGUAUCAUGGAAGAACAUGCUGGAAAUUGCUCCUUCUGGUGAGAUAAUUGGCUUGGAAAUGGCCAUCUUGCAUAAUUCUCCAGCAAUAGCAACAGAUAUAACAAUAAAACAGUUGCUGAAUUCUGGGAAAGAGGAAAAUGGAACUGGAAAAAGUUGA
Molecule: messenger RNA, 1209 nt
Organism: Solanum lycopersicum (tomato)
Lineage: Eukaryota; Viridiplantae; Streptophyta; Magnoliopsida; Solanales; Solanaceae
Source: RefSeq, a predicted model, not a curated record